AUGUUGAGGAGACAUAACGCGAGUGUGGAACUAUUACCCCACGAUGUGGUCGAGCUCAUCCUCGAGAGGCUUCCCGUGGAUUCUCUGCUUAGAUUCAAGUCUGUAUCCAAGAAGUGGAAAUCGACAACUGAUUCUGGACGUUUCCAACAAGGUCAAUUUCUCCGUCGUAGGCAAUCACGAGGUCCUGAUGUUCUUUGCCUGCCCCUCAGUGAUGAUGAGGACACAGAUGCUACAAGAUUUGCGUUUGGUUCAUCAAAAGCUUCUACGGUCUGGUUCCCAGUUUCUCGAAAGUUGUUCUGCUACGGUAGUUGUGACGGUCUAUUAUGCCUCUGCUCUCUAUACGAACAAAGUGCCAGCGUUGUGGUGAAUCCCGCCACUAGAUGGCAUCGAAGCUUUCCUCUUUCCAACGUUCAACACCUCAUCAUCGAGAAAAAUAAUAAAAGCGAGGUUGCCUAUCCGCUUCCUCGGCUUGGAUUCGGUAAAGACAAAGUAACAGGCACGUAUAAGCCGGUUUAUUUAUAUAAUUCAUUUGAAUUUAAACUAGACAACGUUACAACUUGUGAAGUUUUCGAUUUUCGCACCAAUGCAUGGAGGUACGUUGUCCCCUCUUCUCCUUAUCGGAUUCUUGGUCACUAUGAACCCGUGUAUUUAGAUGGAUCACUUUACUAUCUCACCAAAGAAGAAACCGAGGUAUUACCUUUCAGUUUUCCCGCUGAAACUUCUUUUGAAGUCAAGUUAUUAUCUUUGGAUCUUCACACCGAGACGUUUCAAGUCAUCUGCAAAGCUCCCUUUGUCCAACCUCAUUCAUCUGACCUUUACAGCAUCACCAUGUGCAUCCUCGACGAUCGUUUGUGCGUGUCCGAGAAAAACUGGCCCAACCAAGAGAUAUGGUCGUUCGAUGGCGCCAACAAGACAUGGACGGUAAUGUGUUCCAUAGAUCUUACCGAAAGUGUUUCUUUGUUUGAGGAAAGAAGCUUUGCGCGUUCAUCAAUCGCGCAGCCAUCAAUAGCAUUGGUGGAUAAGAACAAGUUAUUGCUUCGUGGUAAUGAUUACUUCCAUACACUGUUUAUAUAUGAUCUUCAUACCAAAUCUUUUGAUUUACUCUUCAAACCUCCUAAACCCGUAGGUCCUGUUUAUUAUUUCGAAAGUUUAUUCCAUGUCUAGUCAUAUUCCUUAUUGAAUCAUUCUACUUUAACAUUUUAAUUUACUUC
Molecule: messenger RNA, 1211 nt
Organism: Brassica napus (rape)
Lineage: Eukaryota; Viridiplantae; Streptophyta; Magnoliopsida; Brassicales; Brassicaceae
Product: F-box protein At1g11270-like
Exons: 1
Coding region: 1-1164 (387 amino acids)
Molecular function (GO): protein binding
Source: RefSeq, a predicted model, not a curated record